CCGGGGAACGGCCUGGCCACUCGUAGCCAUGGGGAACUGUCAUACGGUGGGGCCCAACGAGGCGCUGGUGGUGUCUGGUGGCUGCUGUGGCUCCGAUUCUAAACAGUAUGUUCAUGGAGGAUGGGCCUGGGCUUGGUGGUGCAUCUCCGAUACCCAGAAGAUUUCCCUAGAGAUAAUGACGUUACAGCCCACGUGCGAGGACGUAGAGACGGCUGAGGGUGUAGCUUUAACCGUCACGGGUGUGGCGCAGGUGAAAAUCAUGACUGAGAGAGAGCUCCUGGCUGUGGCAUGUGAGCAGUUUCUUGGGAAAAACGCCCAUGAGAUAAAGAAUGUCGUCCUUCAAACCCUGGAGGGUCACUUGCGAUCUAUUCUCGGCACCUUAACAGUGGAGCAGAUCUAUCAGGACAGAGAUCAAUUUGCUAAGCUUGUACGCGAGGUGGCAGCUCCUGAUGUCGGUCGUAUGGGUAUUGAGAUCUUGAGCUUCACCAUCAAGGAUGUCUAUGACAAGGUUGAAUACUUGAGCUCCCUGGGCAAGACACAGACAGCUGUUGUGCGAAGAGAUGCUGAUAUUGGUGUUGCUGAAGCUGAAAGAGAUGCGGGCAUUAGAGAAGCCAUAUGCAAGAGGGAAAUGCUGGAUGUCAAGUAUCUGGCUGAUACCAAAAUUGCAGAUUCCAAGAGAGCGUUUGAACUCCAGAAAGCAGCAUUUAACCAGGAAGUGAACACUAAGAAAGCAGAGUCUCAGCUGGCUUACGAAUUGCAGGCAGCCAAAGAACAGCAGAAGAUUCGCCAGGAAGAGAUUGAGAUUGAAGUGGUGCAGCGUAAAAAGCAGAUUGAUAUCGAGGAGAAGGAAAUUAUACGUACUGAUAAGGAGCUGAUCGCCAUGGUCAGGAGACCAGCAGAAGCUGAGUCAUACAGGAUGCAACAGAUUGCUGAAGGACAGAAGGUGAAACAAGUGCUGACUGCCCAGGCCGAAGCUGAGAAAAUCCGAAAAGUGGGAGAAGCUGAAGCAUUGGUUAUUGAAGCUAUUGGUAAAGCAGAAGCUGAGAGGAUGAAGCUGAAGGCUGGAGCUUACCAGAGUUAUGGAGAGGCUGCUAAAAUGGCCCUUGUUUUGGAGUGCCUGCCUGAGAUCGCUGCCAAAGUUUCUGCUCCUCUGGCCAAGGUGGAAGAGAUUCUCAUUCUUAGUGGUGAUAACAGUAAAAUAACCGGGGAAUUGAACCGCCUGCUCGCAGAAGUCCCUGCUUCUGUUCAAGCACUCACUGGAGUAGAUCUGACUAAGAUCCCUCUGAUACAGAAAGCCACCGGCAUCAUGACAUAAGAUGGACAAGAUGCCCAACCUCUGUUUACUUCAGUGAAAUGCCUUCAAACGUGUCAGAACUUUUACACAGAAAAGACAAUUUCAAUUACAUUUGAACUAUCUGGUGCCUUACAUUUCAGGACCAGAAUAAAAUGCCUCAUAUCAUUUUUUGUGUUUAGUUGUCCUAAGUUGAUUUCUUUUGUUUGGUAGUGACUUGAUUUGUUUCUAUAAAUGCAAUGUUUGCAAGGCAGACUUCUUAAUUUGGCUGGAAUUGCUGCCUCGGUGCCUUCAGGCUUUUCACCCUCUGGUGUAUACUGUCAGUGCUGCCAAAAUGCUGCUUUUCAUUUCUAAAUGCAAGGACUACAGCCGUUUUGAUAUGUAAGCUGUAUAUGGCACUGACCUAUAAUGCCUGCCACUAGAAGCGUUUGUGCGUCUCUUCAUCAAAGCGACCCAUGUAUAAUCACAUCAAAAAGAUCUGGCCUUGGCUACCGCUACUUAGCAUCCUACUGAGAAUCUAUGCAGGUGACUAAAUAUUGUGCUUCAGUAGCUUGAAGUGCUCAUUGUCAGUGCAUUUUGUUAAGUAUAUAUCACUUGUAGCAUGGGCCUAGUCAAACACGAUGACACUGCUUAUUGCUGGUGCUCAUACUCUUUCUCAUGCCUCAAAAGCCUUCACUUCCUGGAAAUACACCUUACUAUUGCCUCUUUAGAUACAUUAGCUAUGUUUUUAUUACGCAGCGUUUUCAAUUUCCCUGAAUUCUCCUUUAAAAGCAUUUAACUUGUGAAAUAGAUGUGCCCUA
This is a messenger RNA of Nanorana parkeri, 2091 nucleotides long. It is a transcript of the gene FLOT2, whose product is annotated as flotillin 2. Gene Ontology annotation, cellular component: plasma membrane. Bases 29 to 1315 code for a protein of 428 amino acids. The transcript is spliced from 11 exons. NCBI's taxonomy places the organism in Eukaryota, Metazoa, Chordata, Amphibia, Anura, Dicroglossidae. The record is from RefSeq and is a predicted model, not a curated record. Gene Ontology annotation, biological process: protein localization to plasma membrane; regulation of myoblast differentiation.